Molecule: messenger RNA, 1282 nt
Organism: Sclerotinia trifoliorum
Lineage: Eukaryota; Fungi; Ascomycota; Leotiomycetes; Helotiales; Sclerotiniaceae
Source: the annotation of a GenBank genome assembly
CCAGCCUUCCAGCCAUACCUCGGCGACCUUAUGAUUGGCCAAAUCUUUGCUCAGGGCAGUAAACACAGUAGCCUCGAGGCUAAACCAUAGCCUGACCUAAAAUAUCCCUAAACGCCCCUUGCCGUCGCUCCUUAAAUACUCUUUCAAAAACCCCGAUACAGUUUUUUUCGAGAUCCCACCAUUCCCCUCUUUUGAUAUCUGCGAUAAAUUUUACAUUUCGCAAAAAUCUAAAAGUUGGUUUUGUCUGUAGAUGUGCAACAAAACUUUUUGAAAAUUGUGGUAGAAGAAAGCGUGAGAAAGUGUAUACGGUUGGGUGUUUUUCUGCGAAGGCAGCACAAACAAAUAAUACCACUUCAUUUAUUUCAUUAGUCUCAUUCAUCAUGACCGAAGACGAGAGUAAAAACGCAGAAUCGUCGAAUGGAGCUGCGCAGGAAGAAGAUGACGAGGAUGAUUACAUGAACAUGAUAAUAGCGGAGCCCAGCAAACCACGCGAGAAAGAAACAUAUACGCAACGACGACAGCGCAUCCAACGCGAAUCAGAAGCGCGAUCGCGUACGAAAUCCAAAGCUGAAGUCGCAGCGGAAGAAGCAGCGGAAAGGGAAAAUGCAUUAUCGAAAUCGAUGUUGGAGGCUCCGUCGAGCGCGAAUAGUAAGGGCUUGAAGAUGAUGGCGAAGAUGGGGUUUGCCGGGAUGGCGCUGGGGCGAAGGAUAAUGUGGGAAGGUUGGAACCGGUGGUGGUGAGUGGAAAAAGAUGGGUUGGAAGGAGAGGAAAGGAGGAGGUGGAGGGAAAAGGAAGAAGGAGGAGGAGAGUGGGGAAGGAAGAUGGUGGAAAAAAUGAAAUUGAUGGAUGGAAGCAGAUUGAUCAAGGAUUAGUUCGACAACGCGAAGAAAAAGGGAUAGGAGGAUGAGAUAUGAUCUCCAACAAAGUUUAUCACGCCUACCGACCUACGACGACGAAGACGAAGACAAGGAUGAUAAAAGAGCACUGGGAAAAGACAGGAUACAGCAUACUAUCGUGGAAGAUUUGGAGGAGGAAGACCCUGAGCUUGAUGCUUUUACUUUACUGGAACCGGCCGAGAGAUUACAAAAGCUUGUCGAGCAUUUGAGGUCCGAGUAUAAUUAUUGCUUCUUCUGCAAAUACACAUACCCCGACGAUUCAAUGGAUGGCUGCCCAGGUCUAAUGGAGGAAGAUCAUGAUUGAAAAUCAUCGGUUUGUUUUGAUCACUAACUCGAAGUUAUGAUUUAUCGAAUGCCUGCAUUGUGCAUAUGACUAAAGAAAUGCA